This is a messenger RNA of Peromyscus eremicus (cactus mouse), 1035 nucleotides long. RefSeq names its product calcium homeostasis modulator 3 (gene Calhm3). The transcript has 3 exons. Gene Ontology annotation, molecular function: monoatomic cation channel activity. The coding region runs from base 1 to 1035 and encodes 344 amino acids. The record is from RefSeq and is a predicted model, not a curated record. Lineage: Eukaryota; Metazoa; Chordata; Mammalia; Rodentia; Cricetidae.
AUGGAUAGGUUCCGGAUGCUCUCCCAGCACCUUCAGUCCAGCUCGGAGUCCGUGAUGAACGGCAUUUGCCUUCUGCUGGCUGCCAUCACAGUCAAGAUGUACUCCUCCUUCGACUUCAACUGCCCCUGCCUAGCACGCUACAAUGCCCUCUAUGGCCUGGGCCUGCUGCUCACACCCCCUCUGGCCCUCUUCCUCUGUGGUCUCUUGGUCAAUAGACAAUCUGUGGUGAUGGUGGAGGAAUGGCGCCGGCCAGCAGGCCGCCGGAAGAAGGACCUGGGCAUCAUCAGGUACAUGUGCUCCUCCGUGCUGCAGCGAGCUCUGGCGGCACCCCUGCUCUGGAUCCUGCUGGCUCUCCUCGACGGGAAGUGUUUCGUGUGCGCCUUCAGCAACUCCGUUGACCCUGAGAAGUUUCUGGAUUUUGCCAACAUGACCCCCAGCCAGGUACAGCUCUUCCUAGCCAAGGUGCCCUGCAAGGAGGACGUGAUGGUUAAAGAUAGCCCCGCACGCAAGGCUGUCUCUCGAUACCUGCGGUGCCUGUCACAGGCCAUCGGCUGGAGUAUUACCUUGCUGCUGAUAGUGGCAGCCUUCCUAGCCCGCUGCCUGAGGCCCUGCUUCGACCAGACCGUUUUCCUACAGCGCAGAUACUGGAGCAACUAUGUGGACCUGGAACAGAAGCUCUUCGAUGAGACAUGCUGUGAGCAUGCGCGGGACUUCGCGCACCGCUGUGUGCUGCACUUCUUCGCCAGCAUGCAGAGAGAGCUGCAGGCUCUGGGGCUACGCAGGGACCCUAGAGGUGGAAUCCCAGAGUCACAGGAACCCCCAGAUCCCCCUGAGGACCUGGAUAGUGGAAGCGGGAAGGCAUACCUGCGUGCGAUCUCCAGCCGGGAGCAGGUAGAUCACCUGCUAAGUACCUGGUACUCCAGCAAGCCGGCCCUUGACCUCACAGCGUCCUCCAGGCUCUGGGGGCCUGGCCUCAACCACCGUGCCCCUAUAGCUGCUCCAGGUACCAAGCUGUGCCGCCAGGUCGAUGUGUAG